AUGGUAACAGAGCUGCGUGACCUGAAGAAGCAGGAGCGAAACAUUCGGAAGACCUUCGAUGCCAUUCAACAGUUUUUGGUCAAUUUUGACGAGGGAAGGCAUGCAGAUCAGCUAGUAGUUCGUCUACAGCGGUUGGAAGUUGCAUUCGGAAAGUUUCACGUGGUUCGACGAAAGAUAGAAUUAUUGACAGACGACGUCACGGAUUUAGCAGAUACGAAGGAAUCAGAUGAAGAACGAAACGAACGACUGGAAUCGUUAGCUCAUGCUAGAGACGAUGAGAAUACACAGAUAAUUAUGAAGAUGGAAGACCAGUACUGUGUUCUGAAGAGUGCGCUUGCUCGCUGGAAGAAUGAUAUUUUCGGAGAUGCAACAGCUGCCCAUCACUCAAUAACUGCUGGUAUUUCCAGGGUAAAGCUACCGGAGAUUCACUUGCCGUCCUUCAGUGGCAACAUUAAGGAGUGGGUUACCUUUCGUGACACAUUCAGGAGCCUGAUUCACAACAACUUACAGUUGACUACCACGGAUAGAUUCACCUAUCUCAAGUCAUCGCUUACUGGAGAAGCCCUGCAGGAGAUUAAUUCGGUGGAUAUGUCAGCCGUGAACUACGAUGUUGCCUGGUGCAUGUUGGAAAAGCGUUACGAGAACACGAAGCUUAAAGUCAAGGCCCAUUUAGAGACUAUGAAGAAAGAGAGCUAUGAUGCACUGAACAAACUAAUUGGACAUUUUGAGAAAAAUCUUCUGAUGCUGGACAAGGUGGGAGAAAACACGUCCAGUUGGAGUACCAUACUGGUCUAUAUGAUCUGCCUCGGAUGCCUGUACGUUGCGCCAUUGGGAGACACAUCAUAA
Topomyia yanbarensis is the source of this 846-nucleotide messenger RNA. RefSeq lists its product as uncharacterized. The coding region runs from base 1 to 846 and encodes 281 amino acids. NCBI's taxonomy places the organism in Eukaryota, Metazoa, Arthropoda, Insecta, Diptera, Culicidae. The record is from RefSeq and is a predicted model, not a curated record. The transcript has a single exon.